CCCCCACACCCCGCCACCUCCGGCCCUCAACAGGUGCUUGUUUUCUUUGCAGAACAUGGAUCAUGGAAGAGCUUGGGGCUACCUGACCUUCAGAGGCGAAACUGAAGAAGAAGUGAGAGAAAUCGACAAAAUCAUGUACCAUGACUGGCGUAUGGUGCCCAAGCAUGAGGAGGAGGCCUUCAAGAAAUUCACCCCAGUGUCGGAGGAGACCAUUCGGUACCUUCCAUACCCGCCUCUGCUCCGAGCCAUGAUCCUUGCACAGUGGCAGAAAGAGGGAAAACCAAUCACAGAGGAGCCAGUGAUUGAUUUGGAGAAGGUCAUGGCCUCUCAGCGUGCAAAGAAAAAAGCUAAAGGGACACCCGUAUAAAGACCUGUUCUGUGUCCUGAGCUGCCUACGUGCUCUCACUGUUUGCUAGAAGCACAUCAUCUUACAGAAGAUCCCCUUGCCCGCUGUGGCAUGGUGUGUCUGGGUUUCCUGGCAUUCUCUCCCCCUGCCCUGUACAGCCACCUCAUCUGAAAGGAAAGAUGCAGAUAAACAUGGAUUUUUUUUUUCCAUAACUUUGGUCUCAGUCAGUAGAGGAACCUUCUUGGUUCCUUGUGUAGUACCUGAAUGCAUAGCUCGUGUCAUCCAGCAACAGUGCUUUGGAGCAGUUGCCUUUACAGCCUGAAAAUGAGGUUUUUAAGAACAUUUUCAGAUAAUUUGCGUCCUACAUAUA
This is a messenger RNA of Athene cunicularia (burrowing owl), 716 nucleotides long. It is a transcript of the gene MRPS34, whose product is annotated as mitochondrial ribosomal protein S34. Gene Ontology annotation, biological process: mitochondrial translation. Bases 56 to 367 code for a protein of 103 amino acids. The record is from RefSeq and is a predicted model, not a curated record. Gene Ontology annotation, cellular component: mitochondrion; mitochondrial small ribosomal subunit. Lineage: Eukaryota; Metazoa; Chordata; Aves; Strigiformes; Strigidae. Gene Ontology annotation, molecular function: structural constituent of ribosome. The transcript has 2 exons.